AUGAAACAAGAUAAUUGUGAAUUAACGGAUUGUAUCAUUCUAGCAGCUGCAGUGGUAGCGGUAGUCGCGGCACGUCCACAGGAUGGUCACCACCACGACCACCACCAUGCCUCCUCCUCACAGAGCCUCAAACAGUACCACGGGAAAGCUACUGAGAAACAUGUCGAGUACUAUGGUCAUCCCAAAUAUGAGUUCGCGUACAAAGUGGUAGACCCACACACUGGAGACAAGAAAUCUCAGCAUGAGUCUCGCGAUGGUGACGUCGUGAAGGGUGUGUACAGUCUGCAUCAGCCCGAUGGUACUAUCAGGAUCGUGGAGUACCAUGCUGACAAGAAGACUGGGUUCAACGCCAACGUGAAGUACGAAGGUCACGCAGUACACUUCCUUUUUAUCGUUGCUGUAUUAGCAACGGUGGCUGCACGACCUCAUCACGAUCACCCGCAAAAAGAUAAUAGUGUCCGCAUCUUAUUGCCACUAAACCUUUUACUGGACCCAACUCACGAUGCCAAACACGGAACCGCACAUUCCGAAAAACACGAAGAUAAACACCAACACCACACUACCACAAAAGAUGGCCACCAACGACUCCACGGAGAGCACCGCUAUCAUCACAAAACAUCAUUACCAGGACAUCAUCACAAGGAGCAUCAUUACCAAAAACAGCCUCUUGAACAACACCACGAUCAAACCUCGUCCUUACAUAACAUCAAGCAAGCCAAAGAAAAAGGAACUAAUAAAUCCGUCAAGAACAGUAUGCAGCCUCAAUUUGACUCCAACAGGGACAGCUACACCGGUGGUAAGAUACCCAAAAACCAGGCUUAUGAAGGUGACCUUAUUAAGGGUGUCCAUAGUUUGCAUCAGCCUGAUGAACCUUACAGAAUCGCAGAGUAUUAUUCUGAGAAGAAAAGUGGUUGUAUAUACAAAAUAUUUCCUAGAUUGAUUGAACGCCUACCGAAAACAACAGCUAUUAUGCAUCCACAUCAUUCCUGA
Molecule: messenger RNA, 990 nt
Organism: Spodoptera exigua (beet armyworm)
Lineage: Eukaryota; Metazoa; Arthropoda; Insecta; Lepidoptera; Noctuidae
Source: the annotation of a GenBank genome assembly